AUGGAAAGUGAUCGGUCUGCCGUUCCAGACCGGGCCAUGCUUCUACCCCAUUGUGAUGAGGAUGACUUAAGCUUCUGGUGCCGACAGCUUUUCAAUGAUGACCAUGCCCCCAUCCUCCCCGACGACUUUUCCCUUGGUUCUCUGCCUGAAGACCUGCUGUCUUUCGACUCAUCAUGGCGUAAUAUUGACGAGUUCACUGAUCUUGGAACUCAUGAGAGUGGUCUUCCCUCCAGUCUCUUGGAUGUCCGCUCCUCUCAACCCCCCCAGCAGCAACCUGCUGGGCCCACUUCUGCCGCAACAGGUUAUCCGGACUACGAAAGCCUGCCCUCCAAGAAUGGAACCCGCUUCACUAAGGAGGCGCUCCAGGUUCUGAAGGACUGGUUCUCCUCUCACAGCGACCAUCCCUACCCCGACGAGGAGGAAAGGGAGACGUUACAGCGUCAGACAGGACUUAACAAAACACAGAUUUCUAACUGGCUUACCAAUGCUCGCCGUCGACGCAAGGUUCAACGACCGAGGCCUACCUCUCCUUAUGUCCGCAACACCUGGACCGGCCCUAUCGAUAUCCCCCGGCGUCCAGAUACGCCUGCCUUCCAGAACAAUACAGGCAGCCUGAACCCCCUGGAGCGCUGGGUCGAUUCGCCUCCCGAGAGCGAACCCGCCUCUGUGACCGCGAUCGCUCAGGCUGUCGCCUUGAACUCAAAGACUUGCUUGGGGCAGAACAGCCCACGGUCCUUCGCCUCCACUGACGACGGAUCCAAUCCUUCACUCUAUAAUGUGUCUUCCGCAAGUAGUGCUGGCACGUCCAGCGGCGCCUCCUUCGGCUCUAUGAACCGGCAGCGUGGCCGUCGUCGUCGCAGAAGACCUGUUCCCAGGCGCAAGGAGAAAGUCGCUUCAGCUGUACCCCUCAAGAAGUUCCAGUGUACGUUUUGCACAGACACCUUUGGGACUAAGUACGAUUGGCAGCGGCAUGAGAAGUCACUACACCUCUCUCUGGAACGAUGGAUGUGUGCUCCUAAGGGUCCGAGGGUCCUGAAUAUCCAGAGCAACCAGAUCAGCUGCGCCUUCUGCGGCGAAGUUGAGCCCAGCGAUGAGCACAUAGAAUCCCAUAACCUGUUGGCUUGCAUGGAGAGGCGGCCUGAAGACAGGACGUUUUAUCGCAAGGAUCACCUCAAUCAGCACCUAAGGCUUAUGCAUAACGUCACAUUCCUCGACUGGAGCAUGAAGUCCUGGAAGGUUACAGGCCCUGAUAUUCGAUCACGCUGCGGGUUUUGCGGUAUAACGAUGCCCAACUGGUCAACUCGGGUGGAUCAUCUUGCGGAACACUUCAGAAAGGGUGUUACAAUGGCUUCCUGGAGGGGAGAUUGGGGCUUUGAUGCUCCAGUGCUCAAGAUGGUUGAGAACUUCAUUCCUCCAUGUAAGCCCCCCGAAUUCCACAUCAAGGCAAUUGAAGAGUCUUUGGUCAUCGAAGCUAUCUCGGUCGUGUUAAAACUGACAUUAUGCAUUUAUACAGAUUUGAUCGAGAAUGAUCGCCGCUCUCCUUUCCCCUAUAUCGCAACCGCCAUAUCAACAGAGUUCCCCGAUGAGUUGGCAAAGCUAGAACUAGAUCGUUCUACAGCCAACCACCAACAGUCGACAAUACAGGAGGCUCAGCACCGAGAGUUGAAUGAAAUAGCUCGAAAGAAGUUCUCGGGAGGUUGCUCAGAGGUGAUUCCAGCCACCGUUGCAGGUCAAGCGGGAGCCUUCUUUUUGACCGAUGCCAAUUGCUACCGUCGCCUCUUUCGGGAGUUAAGACGCUUCGUCACGUCGAUCAUGUCACCGAAUAAUCCGAACUGCCAUAUACCGACCGAUGCUGAGAUCCAGCAUCAGGCUCGUUGCAUAAUAUUCGACGACGACGACCCUUGGAAUCAGACCGCGGCAGAUAACGCUGAGUGGCUCUUGCGAUUCAAGCGUGAUGUUGGCAUCCUACCGCCGGGGGCUGGUCUCUCGCUAGACACUAAUGCGUGGAACAUCACGCAUGGCGGCACAGGCUUUGCUCCUCCGUACGCGUUCCCGAAUAAGAAAAUGUUACACGCUACCUCAUCCACGCCAGCAUCGGUCGUCAGCCCCAGCGCCACGAAUGGGUCAACCAUGACUACCAGCCCGGGCACGACAUCCCCAGGCUUCGAAAAGCUUGAAAUAUUUCUCGGCAACAACGCAACGCCGUUCGAGGCCGAUCAGACCUUGCUGGAGGGGUACAUUGAAACCUUUUCAUCGCGGUAUGAUCGACCUGCUUCAGUCUUUUGCUCUCGGGAGCUCGAGAGCGGCCUCAUUAGCUUCGUGGAGACGGAGAUGGCAUGUGGCGCAGGUUUCCCUUCGGAUGAGGCGAUAAGGUUGCGUGGCCGCGAGAUUUUGAGUUGCGACAAGACGGCGGCUGAUGAUCCCGAUCUGCUCGCAAGGUUUAAGGCGUGGAUGAUGAGACUACGCCAUCAGCAGCCGGUGAACAUGCCCUGUGAUAUCAAUAUCGAUCUGAAUGACGCGGAAAUGGAUAGUUUGCUGGCUGACGCGAACUUUGAUAUGAUUUUGACAGAACUUUAG
Messenger RNA from Fusarium mangiferae, 2577 nucleotides. RefSeq lists its product as uncharacterized. The transcript has 2 exons. NCBI's taxonomy places the organism in Eukaryota, Fungi, Ascomycota, Sordariomycetes, Hypocreales, Nectriaceae. Gene Ontology annotation, molecular function: DNA binding. Bases 1 to 2577 code for a protein of 858 amino acids. The record is from RefSeq and is a predicted model, not a curated record. Gene Ontology annotation, biological process: regulation of DNA-templated transcription.